CUCGGAAAGAUGAAUGCCUAUUCAGCUCUUUGGUGUGCCGACAACACUUUCAAGUCAGCUUCAAUUACACAGCUUGACAGACACGGGCGCCAAAGACUUGGCUAAAAGAGAUUUUAACUGUGCCCCGUGCCAGCGCCAUCACCAUCACCAUCGACAACAACCACAACAACAACAUCAAGAGAAAUAACAAUAACAGCCGGUCUAAAAUGCGAAUCUUCCCAGCCACCGCGCUCAUUAUUUUCGCCAUGUUGCUAACAGCGGCGCCCACACUGGCCGAAAUACCUUCAAAGGGCAAACACACGCGCGUGGAGACGCAGCAGACGGCACAGGAAGAUGCGGACAUGCCGCGCUUCGCCGAACCCAUUGCCAAUGUCACCGUCUCCAUUGGACGCGAUGCCCUGCUCGCCUGCGUCGUCGAGAACCUAAAGGGCUACAAGGUAGCCUGGGUGCGUGUGGAUACGCAAACCAUAUUGUCCAUACACCACAAUGUUAUCUCCCAAAAUAAUCGCAUCAGUUUGACGUACAAUGAUCAUCGCUCCUGGUAUUUGCACAUCAAGGAGGUGGAGGAGACGGAUCGAGGUUGGUAUAUGUGCCAAGUAAAUACAGAUCCUAUGCGCUCAAGGAAGGGCUAUCUGCAGGUAGUGGUGCCUCCCAUGAUUGUCGAGGGCAUGACCAGCAACGACAUGGUCGUUCGUGAGGGUCAAAAUGUUUCACUGAUGUGCAAGGCCAGAGGCUAUCCCGAACCCUACGUCAUGUGGCGUCGCGAGGAUGGCGAGGAGAUGCUGAUUGGUGGCGAGCAUGUGAAUGUCGUCGAUGGCGAGCUCCUUCACAUCACCAAAGUAAGCCGCUUGCAUAUGGCGGCCUAUCUGUGCGUGGCGUCCAAUGGGGUGCCACCUUCCAUUAGCAAACGCGUCCAUUUGCGGGUGCAAUUUCCACCCAUGCUCUCCAUACCCAAUCAACUCGAAGGCGCCUAUUUGGGUCAAGAUGUCAUACUUGAGUGUCAUACGGAGGCCUAUCCGGCAUCGAUCAACUACUGGACAACCGAACGCGGCGACAUGAUUAUAUCGGACACUUCACGCGCCGGCGAUAAAUACGAGACCACAUCAACUGUCAGCGGUUAUACGAAAUACAUGAAGUUAAAAAUACGCUCUGUGGGGCCCAACGAUUUCGGCACCUAUCGCUGUGUGGCAAAAAACUCGCUGGGCGAAACCGAUGGCAACAUUAAGCUCGACGAAAUGCCCACACCUACAACUGCUAUAAUUUCGGAGAUGGCUAUGCUGAAUCGAAGCUAUGAUGGCAAGAGACGUCAUAGAAAUAAAUUUGACUCGGCUAACGCUUUGCCUGAUUACGGGGUUGAGGAGUGGCGUGACGGUGCACAAGGCAACAUGGGCAUGGGCCAAGCUGGCGAUAACAAUCAAACGCCCGUGCGUAAUCCGCCCGGAGCAUUUCACAAUUCUGCAGGCUCGCUGGCACAGCAUAAUCUACUUGGUAAAAUAAUGCGCGGCAUUAAAACGCAAUCAUUUGGGAUUUUCAAACGUUUAUCGAGUUAUUUGCCGGAGGCAACGGCAACAGCAAAGGCAACAGCACUAACAACAAUAGCAUCGUCAGGCUGCUGGUGGCGUAUGAGUAAUAUUAAAAACAGGCUCUAUACACCGGAGACUCUUGUCAGCACUAGGCUAAACAUAAAUAGCAGCUGGUGGAACAGUAACAACAACAGCAACACCAACACUAACUAUAUAACGUGGCCGCAACGCUCGCUACGAACAAUUCACAUUGCUCAUACGCCACAUGCGCCCGCAUCGGCAACAGCAUCAACAUCAUGUCUACUCAUUUGCAUAGUAAUAUUAGCAGAUAUUUUUGUUGCCGCGACUGUUAUGCCCAAGUUGUUGUUGUUGCUAUUGCAUUUUAUCGGGAAACACAUCGCAUUUUCUAUUAGGCGUCGCCGUCGACGUUUAACAUUUUCGACUAUUCCGGCUAAUAAUGUUGCGGCCUUGUUGGCGCAAAUUUAUGCCACAGCAACAACCAUAGCAGCAGCACACACUUACGCCACUACAACAAGGGCAACAAAAACGUCAGCAGCAAAAGCAGCAACAACAAAAAUAACGAGAAGCAUAACAGCAGCAGCAGCAGCAACAACAACAAGACCGAAAACAUUUGAUGUGCUUUGCUUUAAAAAGUUUUCAAGAUGAAAUCAAAUAAUUGCAAAAAACUCAUUUAGGGCACAACAACAACAGCAGAAGCAGAAGCAGCUACAACAGCAAACUGUUAGCAGUCGUAGAAAAUAAAAUCAAAUACACAGACACAUACACACAAAUGCUGACAGGCAGAGUGAGUGAGAGGCAACACAGAAAAUUGAAGAAGUCUAGCAGCUAGACACAAUACAUACACACGCAUAGAUAUGGAUAUAGAUAUGGAUAUGUUUGUACGCUGGAGCAUAAAAUGAAAAUCGUGUAAUCAUUGGCAACGGUUCUGAGUGACAGCUUAUUAAGAUAUCUCAUGAAGAAAAAGGCAAGGCCAAGACAUGAGCGAACUAUAAGCCAUUGUUAAUUGUCAAUCUUUGUUUAUACAACAUAUAGACGUAUGUACAAUAUCAAUACAUAUACUAUAACUUAAAAUACAAUGCUUACACGACUAAUGCCGUUUCUAUGUUUUCAUUACAACAGCAACAGAGAAUUUUAGUUUUUUAAAUUCGUGCAUUGUUUUCCCCCCCACUAUAAACUUCUUCCACCGCCCUCCCUCGAACACUAAAUUGUUUAUAUUUGUAAAUGUUCAAUUACAUCAAUUUAAAUAAAUUAAUGCCACAUUUCUCAUGCAAUCACCCACUUUCCAAAGCAAUGCCUACAGAUUAUGAAAAAAUAUUUGGCAUGCAAACAAUUAGUUUCCAAAUCAGCACAAAUAUGCAAAAAUUGGAAAUACGAGUAUACUCGUAUAGUAUGUGUGUCUAUAAAUUCAAAUCAAAUGGCCAGCAGCAAAUUUCUAUGCAAAACAGGUCACGGUGUAAAAAAAAGCCGUAAAUUAAAAUAAAUUCGUUAUAGAGGAAGCAAAAACUGUUAAUCAAAUUUGCAUUUAGAUGAAUGUACUUAUAUAAUA
Messenger RNA from Scaptodrosophila lebanonensis, 3090 nucleotides. It is a transcript of the gene DIP-kappa, whose product is annotated as Down syndrome cell adhesion molecule-like protein 1 homolog. The record is from RefSeq and is a predicted model, not a curated record. The coding region runs from base 207 to 2189 and encodes 660 amino acids. NCBI's taxonomy places the organism in Eukaryota, Metazoa, Arthropoda, Insecta, Diptera, Drosophilidae. Gene Ontology annotation, cellular component: neuron projection. The transcript is spliced from 12 exons.